GAACGCCCAUCGCCUGAUCUUCAGACGACAGUAUUCCGAUUUUAGGUAUCAUUAUUUGCAUGGCCCAAGAAUACCCUUGACAAGCUAUCUUUCAUGCCGAGAGCUUCGACAAAGUCAGCUUCCAGUUCUACUUCUACCCAAGCAGCUCCAGCUUGGCUUUUUAGCAACAACUCUACCAGCUCCUCCACCAAACAACCCACAGCGGGCACAUCAACCAUGGCGAAGAAGGACAAGAAGAGUUCUAAACCGACGACCGUACCCGUAGCGAAGGCUACCAUCGCCACGACCUCCACCGACGAUGUCCCUCCAGCCCAAUUGAUGGACCUCGUCGAGACUUUCCUGUCUGACCAGGGUUUCGACAACGCCCAUCGCGAAUUUCAGAAGCACCGGGCCAAGAAGGGCUGGAAGGGCAAUGACGACGCCGCUGGAAAGAAGAAGCAGAAGAAGGCGCACCACUCUCUUGUCAGCGUGUUCCAGACUUGGGAAACAUUCUCCACCAAGGAUAGCACUCCCGUCGUCAAGGAGAAGGUGCAAGUCACCACAGUCAGCAGCAGCAGUGAGAGCGACUCCUCGAGCGAUUCAAGCGACUCGAGCUCCGACAGCGACGGCGAUUCCGAAGACGUCGAUAUGGCAGAUGCACCUGCUGCCGAUGAUAGCAGCUCCGAGUCCUCAUCCAGCUCGAGCGACAGCGACAGCGACAGCGACAGCGACAGCGACAGCGACAGCGACAGCGAUAGCGACGAGGAGGAGGAGGAGGAGGAGGAGGAGACAACACUCGCCCCUAAGGCCUCUGCGCCCGCAGCCAUAAAUCCAUUGAAGCGAAAGGCAGAAUCCAGUGACAACUCCUCUUCCUCUUCCUCUUCCGACGAAGAUAUGUCAGACUCCAGCUCCGAUUCAAGCUCUGAAGACGAGAAGCCCAAAACUAAGAAGGCUAAGACUGUAGCCGCGGCUGCCAGCGAAAGCGAUUCUUCUUCCGAUUCCGACUCAUCUUGUUCUGAAGGCGAAGGCGCCACCAAGAAAACCAAGGCCCCGAAGGUCGCCGUUGCUACCUCGAGUUCCGAUUCCGAUUCCGAUUCUUCAUCGUCCUCUUCGUCCAAUUCCGACUCUGACUCGGAUUCUGAGGCAGAGGAAGCUGCUAAAGUGGCCUUGCCUGAUUCUGACUCAAGCUCCGACUCUUCGAGCAGUGAAUCUGAUUCCGAGUCAGAAGACGGGAAACCUAAGAAGUCCAAGGUUAAGAAGAUCAAGGGGUUGAACGGCACAGGUUCUGACACCUCGGCCACCCUCGAGAAGACUUCGCCUGAAUUCCAGCCAGUCGCCAAGUUCGUUGCCCCGCCCCUUCCGCCCGACCCGACUUCGGACCAGAAGAAGAACAACCGCGGGGGCAAGAAUGGCAGACCACAGAAUGUUCCUUUCUCGCGCAUCAAGGCAGAUGUGAACGUCGACCCGAGGCUGUCUUCCAACGCCUUCAUCGAGCACGGGUACGGACAGAGGGCUCACGAGGAUCUUAUUGUCACAAAAGGAAAAGGCUUCACCAAGGAGAAGAACAAGAAGAAGCGCGGAGCCUACAAGGGAGGUCCUCUUGAUGUCCACAUGAGCCGAAGCGUCAAGUUCGAGGACUAGAAGUAAAAGUAGAAUGCCUCUUUGGCUAAGCCACCCGAGGAGACUUGAAUUCGCAUACGGCAUUCCCCGGAGACCAAGGAGGCACCGGGAAGAUGCGUACGAAAAAAAAUACAGUUCACUGGCUUUGUGAAGAGUAACUUGGCGUCGCUGCGCGUUGUUUCUGAGUAAACAUCGCACUGCUUUAUCGACCUAUACUGAGAGGCGUUCAGGGACACGAGUAUUUCUUGAUACCAAACCAAAAGCAUGGG
This is a messenger RNA of Pseudomassariella vexata, 1868 nucleotides long. RefSeq names its product SRP40, C-terminal domain-containing protein. Gene Ontology annotation, cellular component: nucleoplasm; nucleolus. The transcript has a single exon. The coding region runs from base 94 to 1620 and encodes 508 amino acids. The record is from RefSeq and is a predicted model, not a curated record. NCBI's taxonomy places the organism in Eukaryota, Fungi, Ascomycota, Sordariomycetes, Amphisphaeriales, Pseudomassariaceae.